This is a messenger RNA of Orbicella faveolata, 2439 nucleotides long. Its product is annotated as N-sulfoglucosamine sulfohydrolase-like. Gene Ontology annotation, biological process: heparan sulfate proteoglycan catabolic process; glycosaminoglycan catabolic process. The record is from RefSeq and is a predicted model, not a curated record. NCBI's taxonomy places the organism in Eukaryota, Metazoa, Cnidaria, Anthozoa, Scleractinia, Merulinidae. Gene Ontology annotation, molecular function: N-sulfoglucosamine sulfohydrolase activity.
GGGAGCCCUGCGAUUACAAGUCACUAAUCUGUCACGAGGUGAUGUCGGAGAAGAUGGAGAGGAAAAUGAGCAAUUGCGGAUCCGUUCGAUUUGUUUUGUUGAUAUUGCUGUUCUCGAUAACGUUGUCCAAAGCAGACAAUUUUGAUAAGCGAAAGAAUGUUUUGGUUAUGAUUGGAGACGAUGUGGGUUUCCAAACCCAGGUUUAUAAUAACACUGUUUGCAAAACUCCAAAUUUGAACGCUUUGGCAAAACGCAGUGUUACUUUCAGGAACGGCUUCACAUCUGUGAGUAGCUGUUCCCCGAGCCGGUCCGCCAUCUUAACAGGUCUUCCGCAGCAUCAGAAUGGUAUGUAUGGCCUUCAUCAGUCAUAUCAUCACUUUAACUCCUUUGAUGCAGUCAAGAGUCUUCCUUUGGUGUUACAGAAGAAUAAUGUGCGAACUGGAAUCAUUGGCAAAAAACAUGUAGGGCCUGAAACAGUUUAUCCAUUUGACUUUUCGUACACUGAGCAAAACUGUGGCCUCCUGCAGUGUGGCCGCAAUAUCACCCACAUGAAAGACCUUGCUCGCAAGUUUUUUCAAGGAUCACAGAAUGACUCUCGGCCAUUCCUUCUUUAUAUUGGUUUCUUUGAUGCCCAUCGCAGUGCAAGUAAUCCAAAAUAUGGGCCAUUUUGUGAGAGGUUUGGAAAUGGCGAGCCAGGCAUGGGAGUUAUACCGGAUUGGAAGCCACUACACUACUCCCCUGACGAAGUUGUGGUGCCGUUUUAUACACAACACACACCAGCCGCUCGAGAUGAGAUUGCUAAGCAGUACACUUCAGUCAGCCGUCUUGAUCAGGGAAUAGGGCUUAUACUAGAAGAACUUCGCCAGGCAGGUUUUGAAGAGAACACCCUGGUUAUUUUCAGCUCUGAUAAUGGGAUCCCUUUUCCUGGUGCGAAGACUAACCUCUAUCAUCCUGGUAUGGCUGAGCCCUACCUUGUUUCAUCCCCUGAGGCCCCUGAACGUUGGGGCCACAUAAGUGACGCCAUGGUGAGCUUAUUGGAUAUAGUACCUACUGUGCUGGAUUGGUUGAAAAUUGACUAUCCCACUUACAGGCUGUUUGGAUCGAAGUCUGUGAAGCUGACUGGUAAGUCUGUCUUACCAGUGCUACAUCAAGAACCACGGGAAGGAUGGGAUACAGCUUUUGCCAGUCACGACUUACAUGAAGUGACAAUGUAUUAUCCAAUGAGAGUCCUGCAGAAGAAAAAUUUCAAACUUAUUCACAACCUUGCCUACAAGAUGCCGUAUCCAGUUGCCUAUGAUAUCUUCAGAUCCGCUACUUACCAGGACCUUUUGAAUCGGACACGAGAGGGGAGGCCCACGGGAUGGUUUCGCACAUUGGAGCAGUAUUAUUACCGAGCACAGUGGGAACUGUUUGACUUGAACACUGACCCUAAAGAGCUGACAAACCUGUUUGAUAAACCGCAAUAUCAGAAAUUGGUGAAAGAGAUGCGUCUUGAGCUGUUGGCUUGGCGAGAGACAACUAAUGAUCACUGGAUAUGCUAUCCAGGAGGUGUUCUGGUCGAUGGUGCUUGUUAUUCCAUGGAUAAUGGCCUGUGAUCUAUGACUCUUGUCGUAAACCCUGCUCUUUCCUCUUGGAGAUGAAAAGCUCUAACUUCCUACCCUGUAAAUUACCGUAUUUUUUCCGAUUAAACGCCCUUGACGUUUAUUUCAAACUUGGUUUCGCAUUUUUUUGACUUUUGCAGUGUAUUUGAGCCUGGAGUUAAUUAGAGUUUGUAUUGAUUGUUAUUUUUGAGAGCUAAAUAUCUUAUAGUUAUACCUAAAGUUUAUUAUACCUCGAAUACAAAUUCCUCGAAGGUCUUAUUUACGAAUCUACCAGGCAGACCAGGCGUUUAUUUGGGCGAUAUUCCAAAAAAUACGGUAUCUUAAUCUUUGAAUUUUUAUUGAUUGAAAUCGUUAGCAAUAAUAGAAAUGCACAAAUACUGUGAUACUCAAUCAUAUAUUACAGGACAAAAUAGUGUACAAACUAGUAACAUUCCAAGACUGCAGAAUGAUUAUGUCAAUCAAUAGGUCCAAGUUGUCCGUAGUAACGAGGGAAGAGCAAUAAGAAUAUUAGUUUGGGACCACGUGAGGUGUCGCUAUUUGGUGUCUGUAACAGCUAGAGUCCGUGUCAGUGGGAUUUGCUUCCCUACAUUUCUCUCUGUUUUCGGCCAUGGAUGUAGCUUCUGCCUGUAAUAAUGGGAUGUCCAGAAGGGGAGAGUUGACUGUAAGUAGAAUUUAUGGAAGUUUAACUUCCAGUAUUCACCUUCGCUGUAUUGUAUUUACUGCCGGCGCCUUUCAAUAACACGCGAACUUACAAGUUAAAAUCCUAACUAACGACUGCGCUUUUGGCUGCCGUCAAUUAUCAUUACGAUGACAACCAAUGAACUUUGAGAAAAAAAAA